AUGGGUUCGCGAUCGGACUACGUUGACGUACUUAUCGUCGGAGCAGGCCCUGCCGGUCUCACCGCGGCAAAUUGUUUUCUUGGGAGUCGAUUGAAUGUCCGUAUUAUCGACAAGAAAGACGGGAUUGUAGAGGCAGGCAAAGCCGACGGGUUAAAAAGCAUUUCCCUGGAGGUUCUGGAUAGCUUCGGAAUUGGCGAUAGUAUUCGCAAUGAGGCCCAUAGAGUCGAGGAAAUUACCCUUUGGAAUUCUGACCUAGCGGGGGGUCUUUCCCGUGCGUGUAUAAUCCCGGACCGCAUACCUGAGCUUGGAAAGCCUCGAGAAGUCUCUUUGCAUCAAGGUAGGAUUGGACACCAUAUGAUCCAGAAUCUACACAAGCGUAGUAGCAUCGAAGUGGAAUGGAGAAAGCAGCCGGUGCAUAUGGAUAUCGACCUCGAUCAAGUAGACAAUCCAGAGGCAUACCCGAUCACUGUAUCACUUGAAACUUCGGAAGAUGGGUCAGAUCCAGGACUGUUAUGGCAACCCAUGCAUGCCCAGCAAGAUAGUAUCGUAAAAGAGACCAUCCACGCUAAAUACGUCUUGGGAUGUGAUGGGGCGCGCAGCUGGAUUCGACAACGUCUCGGUAUCUCAUUUAUUGGGGAUUUAACUGAUUCAACAUGGGGCGUAAUGGACAUAGUCCCCAAGACAAGCUUCCCAGAUAUCCGCAAGGUGGCCGUCAUUCAUUCCUCGAAGGGUACCGUCAUGUCUGUGCCCCGUGAAGACAGGCUUGUCCGAUUCUAUAUCCAGAUUGACGCUGUCAAUCCAGAUGCUGCAUCUGGAUUGGCGCGACAUGACCUAAAGGUGGAUGAUCUGCUUGAUGCCGCACGCGCGAUCAUGUUCCCCUAUACUAUGGAGGCUGCAGAGUGUGCUUGGUGGUCAGCCUAUCGCGUUGGACAGCGGGUUGCCAACGAAUUUGCUCGCCAUGAUCGGGUCUUCCUGGCUGGCGACUCGGUUCACACGCACUCCCCAAAGGCCGGUCAGGGUAUGAAUACCAGCAUUCAAGACGCAUACAACAUUGGCUGGAAGCUUCGAGCAUGCCUAGAACACCAGUGUGGUCGGGAAAUUCUAGCAACGUAUGAGAGCGAACGCAAGCCAGUCGCAGAAGCUUUGAUCAACUUCGACCGUGACUAUCUAAAGCACUUUGCAAAGCAACAUGCCUCCAACCACGCGGACUUUCUCGAUGCCUACCUGAAAGGGCAGAGAUUCACCACAGGAAUAGGCAUCAGGUAUCCUCCCUCGCUCCUGAUUACUGAAGAUGUCGAUGUCCAGUCAUUACAAAGAGGGUUGGUCCCUGGUCUGCGUCUCCCGGAUUUCCAAGUAGUAAACCAAUCUGAUGGGGUGCCUAUCCGCAUCCAUCAACGAUUGCGAGCUGAUGGGAAGUUUCGCAUUCUCGUGUUUCCUGGCGACGUUUCUCAAGAAUACACCAUGUCGCGACUCAACCAGUUCGGGGGAUGGCUGGCUAAGUCUAAAUUAGACGUCGAGGUGUCCCUCCCGCAAGGGGGGUCAGGAGAGUUCUUUAUUGAGACCAUAACCAUCCACUCGGCCCGACGCGCUGAUGUGGAGCUCGAGGACUUCCAUGAAGCCUUUCAUCCAUGGAGUUCCAGGUGGGGAUGGAACUACUGGAACGUUUAUGCGGACGAUGAAAGCUAUCAUGAUGGUCAUGGAGAGGCAUAUCAACGGUGUGGUCUCGACCGAAAUCACGAUUGUGUCGCAGUGGUGCGACCGGACGGAUAUAUCAGCGUUGUCUGCGAUUUAGAGAAUACGGAAGCGGUUGCGUCUUUCUUUGACACACUUCAGCCUAUUAAGGCGGUAAGACCACGCAUCUAG
Messenger RNA from Aspergillus tanneri, 1863 nucleotides. RefSeq names its product phenol 2-monooxygenase fsqG (gene fmpF). The record is from RefSeq and is a predicted model, not a curated record. Bases 1 to 1863 code for a protein of 620 amino acids. Gene Ontology annotation, molecular function: FAD binding. The transcript is spliced from 7 exons. NCBI's taxonomy places the organism in Eukaryota, Fungi, Ascomycota, Eurotiomycetes, Eurotiales, Aspergillaceae.